GUUGAAUACCGCGCCACCCUCCACUGGUCUGGCAACGCCGCUUCAAAACAAAAGCGAAAAUGGACUUGUUAAUUUGAUAAAAUAAGUAAAUUCCUUUAUAAUUUGAGUGAACAGCGGUUAAGUGGACUGCCAAACCGUAGGAGGAUGUCCCGGAAUCCGGAGUUGGCCGUCGGAAGCGGAGGAGGAGCCGGCGGAACAGGUGGAUCCGCCGGAGUAGGCGGUGCCCCCGAGCCGAGUUCUCCGGUUCAAAAGGUCUGGAAGCCGGAGUUGUACAAACUGCAGUUGGAAGCUCCAGCUCCGUGCCCGUUGCGCUGCCAGCGCACCUUGCCCCUGCCUCCGGCGAAAAGCACGGCGGAGGCCGUGGAGGCCAACAACUUGGCGGGCAGUCUGUACGGGUCCGAGUACCACGGGCUCAUGGGCCACCUGGAGGCGGAACAGCUGCUGGCCAACGCGCGCGACGGCAGCUACUUCGUGCGGCGGAGCCCCCAGUCUGACGGCUACUACACGCUGAGCCUCCGGUUCAACAAGCGCCCCAAGCACUACAAGCUGCUCCACAAGCCCGGCGUGGGCCACUACCUGCGGGGGCAGGACAAGCGCUUCGACACGGUCCACGACAUGGUCGCCGACGGGCUGAUCAACUUCCACAUGCAGCUCCACGCCAGCCCGAUUAUCCAGCAGAUCAACCAGCAGACCAAGAACUGCUAUCAGCAGAGUCCCUACAUGACCCUGAACGGCCGGAAGCUGCGCGCCCUGUCCAACGAGCUGGGCACGAAGUCGCCACCAGUCGGGGAGAAGGAGGAGCAGCGGCAGAAGCAGCAGCAGCGGCAAGAACAGCAGCAAGAUCGGAAGCAGGAAGAGCCGCCACCGCCUGCCGCGGACCCGGUGCCGCUGGUGUACGAGAAACCGCAUCACUUCAAGGUGCACACCUUCAAGGGCCUCAACUGGUGCGAGUUCUGCGCCAACUUCCUGUGGGGCUUCACCGCGCAGGGCGUGAAGUGCGAGGCCUGCGGCUUCGUGGCGCACAGCAAGUGCUCGGAGCUGGUGCCGCGCCAGUGCGUGCCGGACCUGAAGCGCAUUCGCGGCGUCUUCGGCACGGACCUCACCACGAUGGUGCAGCUGGAGCCGCACCACCCGAUCCCCUUCGUGGUGCGCCGCUGCGUGGAGGAGGUGGAGGCCAGGGGCAUGCUGCAGGAGGGCAUCUACCGGGUGUCCGGCUUCGCCGACGAGAUCGAGGCCCUCAAGCUGGCCCUCGACCGGGACGGCGAGAAGACGGACAUGUCGGAGACGGCCUACGGCAACGUGAACGUGAUCGCCGGCACCCUGAAGCUCUACCUGCGGCUGCUCCCCGUGCCGCUGAUCACCUUCCAGGCGUACCCCAGCUUCAUGGUGGCAGGACGCACCGACAAGCAGGCGGAGCAGCGCCAGCUCAUGGCGGAGGCGGUGCGUCGCCUGCCGCCCGCCCACAACAGCUGUCUGCAGUUCAUGCUCGAGCACCUGAAGCGCGUCGCCUCCCACUACGCCGUGAACAAAAUGAACGAGCACAACUUGGCCACCGUGUUCGCGCCCACGCUGAUUGCCACGCCCCAGCACAUGACGAACCUCACCGAGGAGAUCUUCAUGCUCUCCUCGCUCAUCACCCACUGCAAGACGAUAUUCGGAGCGUCCUGAGGAGCCGCAUAAGCUGCAUCAGCCGGAUCAGCCGCAACCGAGCCCAAUGCCACCCAAAGCCAAAACCUUAAGCACCAACUGGAGUUGGACAUGGAGAUGGAGAUGGAGAAGCACUGCCACGCGAUCAUGCCCUCUCUUUCGAAACGAAUAUGUCUUCGACUUACACUAUUUUAAGCACGCACCACAACUCGUAACUCGAUGAUUCCACCAAAAAUUUAGCCUAAGAUCAAGUGUCGGCCGGUCGAGCCGAGGGUUUAUAUCUCUUUUUAGGACACAAACAUCCAGUAAAACGCAUUGAAUGUACGUACGAAUUUAACGAUUUUUCGAAAUAUUUUAAGGCCAAGUAUUUUGUCACAAUAAAUGUAUUUAUUUUA
Molecule: messenger RNA, 2042 nt
Organism: Drosophila ficusphila
Lineage: Eukaryota; Metazoa; Arthropoda; Insecta; Diptera; Drosophilidae
Gene: RhoGAP5A
Product: N-chimaerin
Biological process (GO): signal transduction; regulation of GTPase activity; regulation of small GTPase mediated signal transduction
Molecular function (GO): GTPase activator activity
Source: RefSeq, a predicted model, not a curated record